AUGUGUAUAGUGCAGGACUCGAGAAGGCGUGGUUGGUUGGAAUAUAAGUAUGAUAAACUGAGAAUACAUAUUAAAGUAGCCACAGAAAAAUGGAAUAAUUUGACCGUAGAUGUAAACGAGGCUAUGCUAUCUCAGAAUAUAGAAGAAAUCAAAGUUGCCAUGAUGUCUGAAUUUGAACUCACUCCAUUACGGGAUGAUGAACAGGAAGCCUCUAAUUACGGUUCAAAGGUCAACAAUAUUGGUGGAGAACAACCAAACCGAGAUGGUCACCGAAAGAGAAACGAACUGCGCAUGUUUUCUACUAGAAUUAUCAUGAAAAGAAGGCACCAGUUUUGUCGAGCGUUACUCAUAUUUUUAGUUCUUUCACUAGUAGCUAUCAUAUGUUUGUUACUAGCUUUUUAUCUCAACGAAACCAAGAAACGAAAACACGAAAAUACAAAUUUAUUAACGACUCAUGUUAACGUCAGACCUAUAUUGCCAAAGGGAGCUAUUUAUGUUCGUAGCUUCAAAUCCUAUCUUAACACCAUGGACAAUCGAAUAUUUGAAGCUUUAUUUAGCAAUGAUACAUCUCUUAAACUCUACGGAAAUAAAGGAUUGAAUUCUGAUAAGUUUAAAAUUGACUCAUUAUCAGUAACUCAUUCUAAUCAAGGAGAAAUUCGUAUUAGAUUUGGUAGACAGAAUAAUUUAGCCUAUGUAAUGUUAGGAAAUAGAGCUCAAGUAGACUAUGAGUGGUCAAGGGAUUUGACCAGUUUUGAUAUUAAGGUGUAUUUAUCAACGACUUUAAAGGGUUUUGAUGCCACGUCAUUUCUGUUUACAGUUAGACUGAUGGAACAUGCCACCUUGUUUCAAAUUAUCUUUAAAACUUUGUGUGGAAAGAGACCGGAAGUAGUUUUCCCAUCCAAUCUGAAAAAACGUCGUUGUGCAUCAUACUUUCCUCUCAGAGUCACAAAAUGUGGAAGCAAAAACGUAUACAAUGGUGUCUUCCUGGAAGGGAAAAUCAAUUUAGGAAAUUCACAUGUAUUACUUCCUGCUCAAGAAUGGCCUCUAGAUUCAGCUGAAUGUUUUAAACAACCAGAAGACGAGAAUUCUAAAUACAACUUCUACAUUCCACUUCCUACCAGUGUCACAGACGAUUCGUCGUGCAAUAUGGCCACCAAAUAUUUUAUAACCGUUUGUGCUGUGAUUCCCGUCAAACUGUCAGCCGAGAAGAUCUGUAUAAAUAUUUCCCAGCAGAUCAACUCGAGUGGGGAAAGAAAGUUUGAUGAGUUAGUCAAUCUAGUGUAUGAUAGUUGUCUGAAUAUUUUAUCAUCUUUAUUAUUAAUGUGUUCGUCUUUACAAACAGAAUAUAAACCUCUCAGUAAAUCACAUUCGCCAUUUUUUCUUUUGUCAGACAGAACAGUGAGAAAUAAACUAUGUAGUAAUUCCAAAGUGUCAGACAGUCUUAUUCCAGACUCUGUAAAAGUGAGUGUCGUGGCUUUCUGUCCCACCGAACACCCAAAAAUAUCUCCAGAACAGUUGGUAUAUGUUAAUCAAUCUGUGUCAGCUGGGAACAACAUUCACAUCAAUUGCCGUGGACCUCCAGAGAUUACAUUAUACCAACUAGCCCACUCUUACACGGGCUCCGGCGAACAUCUUACAACUUUAAAUCAUAAUUUUAGAAUGUGUUCAAAAUGUGCUUAUGAAGCGGUUGUGACUGUACGUGUUUUAGACAAUGAGGUGUGUUGUGAGAAUAUAUGCAGUAGAGACAAUACCAGUGUCUGUGCUCUAGGACGACUGGAAUUAGAAGAAACUUAUCAAUUUAUCACACAUAGUAAUCUAUAUUGUCACAAUUUCCUGGACAAUAUGGCAUCCGACACUGCCUCUUUAAAUAUACACUGUGCUGGCAAAUGUGUCAACCAUUUUACUGUAGAUUUUAAGGUGACCAAUUUUCGUGAACAGGAAAUAUUUUACCACCAACCUCUGUUUUGUACUGGAACAAGCUCGCAAACAUGUAAUUCUAAAUUUGGAUCUUAG
Molecule: messenger RNA, 2013 nt
Organism: Lottia gigantea (owl limpet)
Lineage: Eukaryota; Metazoa; Mollusca; Gastropoda; Lottiidae
Exons: 3
Coding region: 1-2013 (670 amino acids)
Source: RefSeq, a predicted model, not a curated record